This is a messenger RNA of Phodopus roborovskii (desert hamster), 1314 nucleotides long. RefSeq names its product rab proteins geranylgeranyltransferase component A 1-like. Gene Ontology annotation, cellular component: cytoplasm; nucleus; cytosol. The transcript has 9 exons. Gene Ontology annotation, biological process: vesicle-mediated transport; protein geranylgeranylation; intracellular protein transport. The record is from RefSeq and is a predicted model, not a curated record. Bases 1 to 1314 code for a protein of 437 amino acids. NCBI's taxonomy places the organism in Eukaryota, Metazoa, Chordata, Mammalia, Rodentia, Cricetidae. Gene Ontology annotation, molecular function: GDP-dissociation inhibitor activity.
AUGGCGGAUAAUCUCCCUUCGGAGUUUGAUGUGAUCGAGGGAGUUGGCAAAGGAAGUGAGGUAGUGUGGAGUCAGCACGGGACUUGGCAGCUCCAGGGAGGGGCUUGGAACCUCGGUGUUUUGCACCAUUUGAGUAGGGGUCGAUCUGGUCGAUGCCGAUUGCUGAGGUUGGUUGCUGCGGUGAUUCCUGUUAAUUUACUAGAGGAGGGUUUGCCUGAAUCCAUCAUUGCGGCUGCAUGUUCAAGGAGUGGCCAGAGGGUUCUGCAUGUUGAUUCACGAAGCUACUAUGGAGGAAAUUGGGCCAGUUUCAGCUUUUCAGGACUGUUGUCCUGGCUAAAGGAAUACCAGGAAAACAGUGAUGUUGUGACUGAAAAUUCAUCAUGGCAAGAACAAGUAUUUGAAAAUGAGGAGGCUAUUCUUCUUAGUAGCAGGGACAAAACAAUUCAACAUGUAGAAGUAUUUUGUUAUGCCAGUCAGGAUUUGCACAAAGAUGUUGAAGAAGCUGGUGCACUGCAGAAAAAUCAUGCUUCUGUAAUACACACGAACUCCAUAGAGGCUACAGAGGCUGCUUGCCUGCCUGUCGCAGAUGAGUCAAUAAACACCCAGAGCUGUGAAACACCAGCAGAACAAACUCAGAUUAGUGAUCCAGAGAGUUCACUAGAAGUAAAUGAGGCUGAAGCAGCAGGAGAAAAAGAGAAUUAUAGCGAUGAUAAACCUUCAGAAGAAGAGCCAAGUGAAAAUGUGCCUAAAGUACAAGACAACACAGAGCAACCAAAGAAAAAUAUAAUUACUUACUCACAGAUUAUUAAAGAAGGAAGAAGAUUUAAUAUUGAUUUAGUAUCAAAACUUCUUUAUUCUCGGGGAUUACUAAUUGAUCUUCUAAUCAAAUCAAACGUUAGUCGAUAUGCAGAGUUUAAAAAUGUUACAAGGAUUCUUGCAUUUCGUGAAGGAAUUGUGGAACAGGUUCCCUGUUCGAGAGCAGAUGUCUUUAAUAGCAAACAACUUACUAUGGUAGAAAAGCGAAUGCUUAUGAAAUUUCUAACAUUUUGUAUGGAAUAUGAAGAUUAUCCUGAUGAAUACAAAGCAUAUGAGGAAACUACAUUUUCUGAAUAUUUAAAAACUCGAAAACUAACCCCCAACCUACAAUAUUUUGUCCUGCAUUCAAUUGCAAUGACAUCAGAGACUACAAGCAGUACUGUAGAUGGUCUCAAAGCUACCAAAAACUUUCUUCACUGUCUUGGGCGGUAUGGCAACACUCCAUUUCUGUUUCCUUUAUAUGGCCAAGGAGAACUGCCACAGUGUUUUUGCAGGUGA